UAAUAAUAACAAAAAAAGCAAUUGGAUCGAUUGGACUGUAUAGUAGGUUAACUGAAGGCGUGCUUUCCUAUCUAGUUAAAUACGCCUUAAACCCAGAGAGUAAGAGGUGGAGGCUUUGGGGGUAUCCCAUGUAAAAAUUUUGCUGGUCCCUCCUACCUUCUCCGGUAUGUACGUUCUGAGGCUUUUCCUCCCCUGAAGCAAGCGACUGAAGACUCACGCAUGCUCACUGUUAUAAUGUGGGGAAAGCAAAUUGAGAUUCCAGUUGCUUGCAAGUCGUGUCCAUGUGGCUACGUGUUUAUUAGCCGAAAACUUCUAAAUGCAAAACUAUCCGAGAGAUCGUCAUCUGGAAUAGACAAACUGGAUCCUAAGCGGAGGAGAACGGAGAGGAUUCGGAGGGACAGGAUUAAUUCCACUUCACCUAAUGACAUGGAGAAUAGGAGGCAGUCCCGUUCAAACAGUCAAUCAGAGCAGAUCCGCAGAGGGAGGGGUCGGCCCAAGACCACAACGCUCAAAAAGCAGGAGGAGGAGAAAGAGAAGCAAGACAAAGAGAUUGACAUUUAUGCCAACCUCUCGGACGAAAAGGCCUUUGUGUUUUCAGUGGCUUUGGCUGAGAUCAACAGAAAGAUCCUAGGUCAGAGGCUGAUUUUGUGACCAGAAUGCUUACAAGGGGACUUUGAGGCAGGAAAAUCAGGACCAGUGCUACAGAGUCAUGACUGGCAGCAGUAUACCUGACAGACCGGACCCAGGAAGUGCUUUAGACCAACUGAAGGACACCCUCCAAAGGUCAGGUUCGACUCACCGACUUUACCAGGGUACAGUGGUUCCAUGGAUACAUGUUGUGCAUGUCCGAACAGCUGUCUUAAAGAACUUUCCUAAUUAAUGUAAACGGAAAGUGUGAGAAACUUAAAUAUUAAUGUAUUUUCCUAUUGUAUAGCCUAUAUCAUGAAUUCUUCAUUAUGCCAAACGAAAAAAUGAGCUGUCGAAUGGAACAAAAACUAUUUUUAAAAAUCGUUAUUUCUGUUCGCAUGGUGUCAUUGGACAAAGAAAUCAGUCUAAACAGUUAGAAUUAUGGGUCAGACAUCUGAAGUUUACUCAUCUGCAAUAUUGUCUUUACAUGUCUUUAAAUGUAGAUGAUAAACUAAACUAUGGUGUUUGGUUAAUGACUUUGAAUUCUGUUUUAAAUGUAGGGACUAUUUCUUGGCAGUUAAUAUUUAUUAUGCCUGUACAUUCUUAAUUUAAUUGCAUAUUUUAUUCUGUUUUAACAAAUGAUAUACAUUUAAUUUUGUAAAAUAUUUUUUUCUGUACUUCAAUAAACUGAACUUCAAAGGAAAAGAGGGAUUUUUAAAAAUAAA
This is a messenger RNA of Anguilla anguilla (European eel), 1352 nucleotides long. Its product is annotated as UPF0547 protein C16orf87 homolog. Lineage: Eukaryota; Metazoa; Chordata; Actinopteri; Anguilliformes; Anguillidae. The record is from RefSeq and is a predicted model, not a curated record. The transcript is spliced from 4 exons. Bases 220 to 651 code for a protein of 143 amino acids.